This is a messenger RNA of Rosa chinensis, 617 nucleotides long. RefSeq lists its product as uncharacterized. Lineage: Eukaryota; Viridiplantae; Streptophyta; Magnoliopsida; Rosales; Rosaceae. The record is from RefSeq and is a predicted model, not a curated record. Bases 78 to 617 code for a protein of 179 amino acids. The transcript has 3 exons.
UUUUUGACAUAAUGGUUCAUCUAACGGUUCACCUAGUUAGAGAGGUGGAGUUAUGUGGACCGAUUUUCUUUUGAUGGAUGUAUCCCUUGGAGAGGUACAUGAAGAUUUGCAAAGGAUAUGUUCAAAAUAGAAAUCGGCUCGAAGGUUGCAUUACGGAGUGUUAUAUUGCUAAAGAGGUGGUUGAGUUUUUAGCAGAAAUUUUCAUCGACGACAAGAUUGUUGGGAUUCCAUCUGCCACUCACAAAGAGGACAAGCCUACCUCAGGUGCUACAAUUGUUAGUGUUUACGGCAAGUUAUUCGACCAAGCUCAUCUCUGUGUGCUUCAAAACACGGAUGAAUUCAUAAACUAUUUUGUCGAACACUUGGAAUACUUGAAGAGGGAGUUUCCAAAAUUAAUAAAGAAUGAAAAGUGGCUUACGGGCAAGCAAAACAAGACAUUUGCAGAUUGGUUGAAGGAGAGGGUAAGUCCCAAUAGUGACAAUGUUUAUGGGAAUAUAAACUGUUGCUGUUCACUGAAUGAACUAGAUGCUAACAUCCCUGACAUUGUCAGGUGGCUUUCAGAUAAACCAAGCAAUGAAGUACUAAGGUUCAGCGGUUACCGAAUUGCAGGAGUUUAA